Tyto alba (common barn owl) is the source of this 491-nucleotide messenger RNA. Its product is annotated as molybdopterin synthase sulfur carrier subunit-like. Gene Ontology annotation, cellular component: cytosol. NCBI's taxonomy places the organism in Eukaryota, Metazoa, Chordata, Aves, Strigiformes, Tytonidae. Bases 107 to 367 code for a protein of 86 amino acids. The record is from RefSeq and is a predicted model, not a curated record. The transcript has 4 exons. Gene Ontology annotation, biological process: Mo-molybdopterin cofactor biosynthetic process.
GGUCCGGGCCCGGCGCCUCUCCUCCGGGCGCAGGCGCCGCCGGCAGCCCCGGGGUGGAGGGCCGCCUGCCCGCCCGCCCGCCCGCCCGCCCGGGGACGGCGGCUCCAUGCGCUGCCAGGUUUCGGUGCUGUAUUUCGCCCGGAGCGCGGAGCUGGCGGGGCUGCGCAGCGAGACCCUCUCGGUGCCACGGCAGAUCACCUCUCGGCAGCUCUGGGAGGAGAUCGUCAGGGUUCACCCAAGGCUUGCUGUCAUCCGGGAUCAGGUGGUUUUUGCUGUUCGGCAGGAGUACGUGCUUCUUGGAGAUCAGCUCCUGGUUCUGCAGCCCGGUGAUGAGGUUGCCAUCAUCCCACCAAUUAGUGGAGGCUGAAUCUGCCCAGGUUUUGUUAGGUUCAGAGAUGUGUUUGUAAUUCUCUCCCUCCACCCUGGUACUCUUUUGAGAGAGCAUAACUUGCAUUUGCUGCCGGAGAGAGCUGCUGUGCUGACCAGGAACU